Messenger RNA from Ctenopharyngodon idella (grass carp), 6113 nucleotides. RefSeq names its product NACHT, LRR and PYD domains-containing protein 3-like. The transcript has 8 exons. The record is from RefSeq and is a predicted model, not a curated record. Gene Ontology annotation, molecular function: protein binding. The coding region runs from base 169 to 2874 and encodes 901 amino acids. NCBI's taxonomy places the organism in Eukaryota, Metazoa, Chordata, Actinopteri, Cypriniformes, Xenocyprididae.
UGAGCAUUAGUAGAGAAAAGCUGUUAGAGAAUAAUGUGGAUCAGUUUGAGAACAGAUCAGUUUAAUGCUGUUAUCUAGACACAGGACGGGUUUAUGAACUGGAUGAAGUUUGUGUUUGAUGUUCUUCAUUGUUGAGACAGAGUCUGUUUCAAGUGCACUGCCUCUAAUAUGAGUGUCUAUGAGAAGAGAGAGGAGGAGGAGGGUGUUCUGAGAUGCAGUCAGAGUGUUGAGUCCUUGAUCAUUCCCCCUGAUCUCAGAGGUGGAGCAGUGACCUCUGACCCUGAAUGGAAGAGAGAUGAGGUGAUCAGACAAGUGACUUUCACUGACUCCGACUGUCAGACCCUCAUCAGGCAGAGAGUCAAAGACAAACACAAAACCAGCAUGAAGAACAAAUAUGAGAGAUUAUUUGAGGGAAUCAAACUAAAAGAGAAUCAAACCCUCCUGAACAGGAUGUACACACAGCUCUACAUCAUAGAGGGUGAGAGUGAAGGGGUAAAUGAAGAACAUGAGGUUGUACAGAUGGAGAAAACGGCUCGAACACAAGGCACUCCAAUCUACUGCAAUGACAUCUUUAAUCCCUUGCAUCAACCAGGAUGUGAGGACAAAGACAAAAUCAAGUCUGUACUUACUAAGGGCAUUGCUGGAAUUGGAAAAACCAUCUCUGUGCAGAAGUUCAUUCUGGACUGGGCCGAGGGAAAAGCCAAUCAGGAUGUAGAUUUCAUGUUUGUGCUUCCAUUUCGAGAGCUGAAUUUGAUUAAAGAUCAGCAGUACAGUCUUCACAGACUUCUGCUGGACUUUCACCCUGAACUUCAAGAUCUGGACUCAAAGAUUUAUGAGGAGUGUAAAGUUGUUUUCAUCUUUGAUGGUUUGGAUGAAAGCAGAAUUGCACUGAUGUUUUCAGAUGAUGAUGAAAAGGUUUGUGAUGUGAAUGAGUCUUCAUCAGUGGGUGUGUUGAUGUCAAACCUCAUCAGAGGAGACCUGCUUCCCUCUGCUCUCAUCUGGAUCACCUCCAGACCAGCAGCAGCAAAUCAGAUCCCCUCCAAAUACAUCAACCGUGUGACAGAAAUUCAGGGAUUCAAUGAGCAUCAGAAGGAGGAAUAUUUCAGGAAGAGGAUCAGUGACGAGCAUCAAGCCAGCAGAAUAAUUUCAGACAUUAGAAAAUCAAGAAGCCUUGACAUCAUGUGCCACAUACCUGUCUUCUGUUGGAUCUCAGCCACUGUGUUUCAAAACCACCUGAAACAAACAGAAAUCCCCCAAACUCUGACUGAAAUGUACAUCCACUUCCUGCUGACUCAGAUCAAUAUGAGGAAUCAGAAGUAUGAUGAGAAAGAUCCCGAGAAAAUCUUGAAGUCCAAUAGAGAUGUGAUUGUGAAACUUGCUGAACUAGCUUUCAAACAGCUGAUGAAGGGCAAUGUGAUGUUCUAUGAGGAGGACCUGAUUGAGAGUGGCAUAGACGUCACUGACGCCUCAGUGUAUUCGGGGAUUUGCACUGAGAUCUUUAAGGAGGAAUCUGUGAUUCAUCAGAGGAAAGUCUACUGCUUCAUUCAUCUGAGCUUUCAGGAGUUUCUAGCUGCUUUAUAUCUGUUUUACUGCCAUGCUGUCAAAAAUGAGAACUCACUGAAGAUGUUUCUGAAUAAAAGAUAUCAGCAGUACAGUCAGAAAAACUCUCUGUAUGAGCUACUAGAAGUAGCAGUUCGUAAAUCCUUACGGAAUGAAAAUGGACACCUGCAUCUUUUCCUGCGGUUCCUGCUGGGCAUCUCACUGGAGUCCAAUCAGAGACUCUUACAGGAUCUACUGACACACACAGUGAAGAGCACAGAGAUCACCAAGAGAAUCUCACAGUACAUUAAAGACAAAAUUAAGGGAUUUGAUUGUCUCUCAGCUGACAGAUGCAUUAAUCUGUUCCUCUGUCUUCUGGAAAUGAAGGAUCAGACUCUGUGCAGAGAGAUUCAGGACUUUGUGAAAUCAGAGAAUCACUCAGUGAAUCAACUCUCUCCGUCUCACUGCUCAACAAUCGCCUACAUGCUUCAGAUAUCAGAGAAGGAACUGGAUGAGUUUGAUCUGAAGAAAUACAACACAUCAGAUGAGGGUAGAAAGAGACUGAUACCAGCUGUGCUGAACUGCAGAAAAGCUCUACUUGCUGACUGUAAUCUCACUGAUGAGUGCUGUGAAAGUUUGUCUUCAUCUCUACAAUCAUCAAACUCACUGAGAGAGCUUGACCUGAGUUACAAUGACCUGCAGGAUUCAGGAGUGAAGCUGCUCUCUGAUGGACUAAAGAGCUACUGUCAACUCAACAUACUGAGAUUGUCCCUCUGUAAUCUCACUGAUCAGUGUUGUGAAGGUUUGUCUUCGUGUCUACAAUCAUCAAACUCCUCACUGAGAGAGCUGGACCUGAGUCACAAUGACCUGCAGGAUUCAGGAGUGAAGCUUCUGUCAGAUGGACUGAAGAGUUCACACUGUCAACUCAACAUACUGAAAUUAUCUGGCUGUAUGGUGACAGAGGAAGGCUGUUGUUAUCUGGCUUCAGCUCUGAGUUCAAACCCCUCACACCUGAGAGAGCUGGAUCUGAGCUACAAUCACCCAGGACAAUCAUUAGUCAAGCUGCUCUCUGAUCCAAACUACAGACUGGACAACCUCAAUGUAGAUCAUGGAGAAGAGAGCAGGAUUAAACAAGGGCCGCAUAAAUAUGCAUGUGAGCCCACACUGGAUUUAAACACCGCACUUAAUUGUUCUGCUCUACCUAAGAGGAUCAGAAAGGUGAUACGUAUUAUGAUGAAGCGUUUGUAUCCUGAUAAUCCAGAGACAUUUGAUAAGUCUGUUCGGGUUGUGUGUAGUAAGAAGCAGACUGGAUGCUGUAAAUGGGAGUGUAAAUAGAGCGAGAAGGCUGAUAUAUCAGUGACACACAAAGGAAUCAGCAGGAAAGGAUGGAGCAAUGACUGCUGGUUUGGAUUCAGUAAAAGGUCCUGGAGUCUGUCCUGUUUUAAUGACAGAUUAACCAUCUAGCACAAGAAGAGCACAGUCAUAUAUGUCCCUUCAUGUUCCUCUAACUGGUCGGCCAACACUCUGUCCUUCUACACACACUCACAAACUUACACUCAUUCAACAGCACAUUCACUGAACCCCUGUAUGCUGGAUUUGGGCUUCAUUAUUCUAAUAGUUCAGUGUCAGUUGAGUGAAAGAAACGCUCUAACAUUAUCUCUCUCUUUAGCUCGCACAGCUGAAAACUCUUUCUCUCCUAAUUUUAAUUUCAGUGCGUAUAUAGAAACACACACACGUUGAGACACCACAGACUUCUAUUGUGUUUCUUGACAUCAACAUUAUUACAGGCUGAUCUUUAAAUUGUUUUAAAUUGUUGCUUCCAAAAUCCUCAAAUAUAUUUAAAAGAAAGUUUUUAUAACCAUUUUUAAUUUAAUGACCAAUAACAUUUAUUUUCUUAAAUGUUUUUUCAUCUUUUUUUUUUUUCAUCUCAUGAACAUGAAAUCACAUAUGGGUCAACACAGAUACUAGAAAUAUUGUAAUGUCAAAUAUUUAUCAUACAUAUAAAAAAUGUUGCCUGGAUUAUAAAAUCUAGCAUGUAAAAAAUCUUGUGUUUUAAACUCCAGUGGCAGGUGAAGUUGUGAGUCUUGUUUUAUAUGAAGAAUCAGUUACAGCAUGGUUUGAUAUUUAAAUGGUCAAAUUAGUGUGUGAUUCCAGUGCAGUACGUUCAUCUCACCACCAGAGGUCACUUGCACCUUCUUAUUGAAAUUUACUCUUAAAGGGAUUGUUCACCCAAAAAUGAAAAUUUUAUCAUUUACUCACCCUCAAGUUCUUGCAAAUCUGUAUAAAUUUAUUUUUUCUGCUGAACACAUAAGAUUUUUUUUAAAGUAUGUUGGUAAUCAAACAGUUGAUGGUAGCCAUUGACAAAAAAAAAAAAAAAAACUAUGGAAGUCUGGCUACUGUCAACUUUCUGUUUACCAACAGUCUUUAAAAUAUCUUAUUUUGUAUUCAACAGAAGAAAGAAAUUCAUACAGGUUUGCAAGAACUUGAGGGUGAGUAAAUGAUGACAACUUUCAUUUUUGGGUGAACUAUUCCUUUAAUAUUCACACAUUUCAAUAUUCACAAUAUUUAAUAUUUAUUAAUUGAUUAUUACUUCAUAGUUGAAGUACAGGAAAAGCUGCAGAUCAGUAUCAUAGUUUAUGUAUUUAGAUAUCAUAAACAUAUGAAUACUAUGCUAAGAAAAAUACUUGGUUUCGAAGAUGUUUGUUUUUAUAAAGGCCUGGGGCCGUAUUCACAAAACAUUUUAUCUUACCACUUAGAGUUCUCCUAAAUAGCAGUAAAAGUUCUAAGAGUUUCCUCUUAAAACCUAUUCACAAAGCUGCUGAGACCAACUUUUACUAAGGAACAGAGAGAGUCAGAAUCUGAAUGAGCUUUAUUUGCCAAGUAUGUUUACAUACACAAGGAAUUUGUCUUAGUGACAGGAGCUUCCAGUGCAGAAGAAAGUACAGACAUAGUGCAGACAUGCAUAGGAAUUACACAGUAGAAAUGAAAUAUAACAAUAAUAUAAGAAAGAAAUUUCAUUAUUUUUUCUUUCUUUUGUUUUAUUGGCGGUAUGAAUACUAUUCUUAUUUUUCUACAAAAAGUUUGUAGUGGUGUUUGUAUAUUAUUACAUAAAAAACCCUAUUAUAUUCUCAUUAAUAUAAUAUUCUAAUGAAGAAGGUUGAUUUUAAUCUCUAUUUUAAUAAAGAAUCUACUUCAUGAUAAUAAAUUGUUAUUGGAUGUAUAUAUCCCAAUAAUCUUAAUGGGUAACCCUACUAUGGAUAAAUUCCCUUCAGUUACUCUUGCACUAAUGCUAAUGCUUAUCAUGAAAAGAAUCUUCUUGAAAUAAAAAGAUUUCACAACCCCACCUCUAAAGAGUUUACUUUCUUUUCACAUCCCCAUCAAACCACUUCCCUUAUUGAUUAUAUAUUUAUUUCUUGUCAUAUGGCUCAUCUGGUCAACCAAGCAAACACUGCUCCCAUUAUCAUCUCUGACCACGCCCCAGUCACUAUCUCUAUACACCUUGCAGUUAGUUCAAAAGCCCCUCGAUUUUGGAAUUGGAUCCUUAUUAUUUGAUGGAUGACCUGUUUGUUGAAUUUAAGAGAGAACAAUUUCUUUCUAAUGAUUUAGAAGAGAUGGAUCCUACAGUGCUAUGGAAUGUCUACAAAAAUGGCAUGAUAAUUUCUUAUGUAAGCAAAAAGAACAAGGAUAAAAUAGCUAAACAAUUUUGAAUUAGAAAAGCAAAUAUCCAGUUUACAAAGGCAAUAUUCUAUCUUGAAAUCAUAAAAUAUUCUGACUCCAUUCAAGUACUCCAGGAUGUUAUUAAAUGACUUAAAGGGUUAGUUCACUCAAAACUGAAAAUUCUGUCAUUACUCACCCUCAUCGUUAUUUUUGUUUUUUUGCACACAAAAAAUAUCCUCGUCGCUUCAUAAAAUUAAGGUUGAACCACUGCAGUCACAUCGACUGUUUUAACGAUUUCUUUAGUUCCUUUGUGGACCUUGAAAGUGGUGGUUAAAUUACUGUCUAUGUACAGGUAGGAACACACCAAACUGACGCGGACAAACUAGUGGCGACGAAAGCAGACUGCGGGGUUGGCUCACGUCGGCAGCGUCUGGGUCCAAAGUUGCCCUGACACACCAAACCAACGCUCGACAGCCGAUGGCCAAGUAGCACGUCCGUUCUGCUCCUGCGUAAGAUGAAAUUCCUUUCCGUACCAGCAGGUGGCAGUAGCUGAACAGCCAAUCAGAAUGAUCAGAUGGACCAACGAGCUCCGACGCUGAUUCAACAUGUUGAAUCGGCCGAAAAAAAGCCGAUGAGGACCAACUUCAGCCGACGGUGCGGAACACUGAGAAAACUAAAGGCGGGCAUACAUUGUGAGCUGGUAACCUUGUUGAAAUCACACAUAAAUCGCACUGUACAAGUAUAUCACAUGCGAUUAAAAGCCAAUGCGCACGAUUUAUGUGCUCACACUAUGUGGUCCGAUGGUCGAGCUGUGACUUGACUGGUCACACUAUGCGUUUGAAAUAUGCACAAUAAACCCACAUACUGGGUUGCACCAAUUGACCAUAUGUUUCCAGAGAUAUUGUCAAAAGCAUCAA